Besnoitia besnoiti is the source of this 474-nucleotide messenger RNA. RefSeq names its product ribosomal protein RPL21. The record is from RefSeq and is a predicted model, not a curated record. Gene Ontology annotation, cellular component: ribosome; cytosolic large ribosomal subunit. NCBI's taxonomy places the organism in Eukaryota, Apicomplexa, Conoidasida, Eucoccidiorida, Sarcocystidae. Gene Ontology annotation, molecular function: structural constituent of ribosome. The transcript has a single exon. Bases 1 to 474 code for a protein of 157 amino acids. Gene Ontology annotation, biological process: translation.
AUGCCGACGUCGUUUGGAAAGCGCGCGCGUACGCGCAAUAAGUUUUCGAAGGCUUUCCGCCGCCACGGAAUGCCAGCCGUGUCUCGUUUGUUGGUGAUUCACAAGAAAGGAGACUACGUCGACAUUGUGUGCGACCCCUCCAUUCAGAAGGGCAUGCCCUACUCCUACUACCAUGGACGAACGGGGAUUGUCUUCAACGUCACGCAACGGGCUGUUGGCGUGGAAGUCAACAAGGUCGUCGGAAACCGUGUGAUUAAGAAGCGUAUCCAUGUUCGCCUGGAGCAUGUGCGCAAGUCCCGCUGCAACGAGCAGUUCCUUAGACGCGUGAAGGAGAACGACGCCGCCCAUCACGAGGCUCACUUGAAGGGCACCAGCAUCAAGACAAAGCGUCAAAUCGAGGGACCCAAGCCCGGCUGCUUCGUGACUGGCCCAAUGGAAGUCCUCGAGGCUGCGCCCUUCGUUGAGUCCUACUGA